Molecule: messenger RNA, 1446 nt
Organism: Lasiodiplodia theobromae
Lineage: Eukaryota; Fungi; Ascomycota; Dothideomycetes; Botryosphaeriales; Botryosphaeriaceae
Product: Histidine phosphatase superfamily clade-2
Exons: 2
Coding region: 1-1446 (481 amino acids)
Biological process (GO): dephosphorylation
Molecular function (GO): phosphatase activity
Source: RefSeq, a predicted model, not a curated record
AUGCUGUCCGCCGCUGCCACUGCCCUGCUGCUCUCCGCAGUCCCGCUUACCGCGGCCGAGAGCAUUCUGGGAGUCUACAUGUUCCACCGUCACGGCGACCGCACUCCCAAGGCCCUCAAGCCCGCCAAUCUCACCGACCUAGGCUACCAGCAGGUCUACCAGAGCGGCCAGUACUACCGCAACCGCUAUGUCGCCUCCGACGCCGACUUCAAGAUUGCGGGCAUGAACACCGACAUCGUCAAACAGUCCCAGAUCUCCGUGACUGCGCCCUCGGACACCGUCCUGCAGAACUCAGCCACCGGCUUCCUGCAGGGCCUGUACCCGCCCGUUGGCAGCGAUGUUUCGACCGAGACGCUGCGUAACGGCAGCACCGUGUCGUCCCCUCUCAAUGGCUACCAGCUGAUCCCCGUCGGCUUGACCAGCACGGGCGCCGGCAGCGAGGACGCCGGCUGGCUGCAGGACACGUCCGACUGCGGCGCUGCUGAGACGAGCUCCAACAACUACUUCUUGUCUGCCGAGUAUGAGAACACGCUUGAGAGCACCCGCGACUUCUACCAGAACUUGAUGCCUGUCGUCAAUGCCACUUUCGACGAGGACUAUGUCACUUUCAAGAACGCAUACGUCGUCUACGACCUGAUCAACGUCGCCGAGAUCCACAACACCACCAUCCCCUCCUCGGACCUGCUCACCAACUCGACCCUCUUCCAGCUGCGCACCCUCGCUGACGCCCACGAAUGGGGUCUCGCCUACAACUCCUCGGACGAGAUGCGGGCCGUCUCGGGCAUGCAGCUGGCCGGCGAGGUCCUCGAGUACCUGAACAGCACCAUCACGUCCAAAGGCAGCAAGAAGUUCGGCAUCCAGUUCGGCGCCUACGCCACCUUCUUCUCCUUCUUCGGCCUGGCCGACCUGCCGCAGGCGAACCCGGACUUCCGCGGCGUCACCGGCUACGCGUCGAGCAUGGUCUUCGAGCUAUUCACGCCGCAGAACGACACGACCGCCGCUGACGUUACCACCGACGACCUGUACGUGCGCUUCCUGUACCACAACGGUACCGCUAGCGACUCCUCUGAGCCCAUCGCCUACCCCCUGUUCGGCGGCAGCAACACGUCUGUCUCGUGGAACGACUUCAUCGACGGCAUGGACAAGUUUGCCAUUCGCUCGACCGAGCAGUGGUGCACCAAGUGCGGCAACACGACCGGCUCGUGCGCUGCGUACGCCGACUCUGCCAGCUCGUCGAGCUCCGGCUCGAACGAGGGCAAGAGCAGCAGUGGUGGUAGCAAUGGCAUUUCGACCGCUGUGGGCGGUGUCAUUGGCGCUAUGGUCACGUUGGCCGUUGUGCUGGGUCUGGAGGCGCUGAUCAUGGUUGUGGGUGGCUUCAGGUUGGCCAAGAAGAACAAGACCCCUGCUGCUGGCGCGGCGCCGGCAGCUGCUGAGGCCAAGGCUUGA